AUGUUUUUGUUGAUCUUUCUACUGGCUAGCUACAACUCGAUAGCAUCCUCGUCGUCGAUUCUUGUCGACUUCACCAGCCAUGCUAUCCAGCCGACACCUCAAGCUUAUAUUAUUGAAUACAGUCCUCCAGUCGGAUAUCCUCCAUCUGGAUCCGCAGUUGAAGGAACCACAUUCCAUUCUCUCAUUAAUGGAACCAUAUCAGCAACUGAGUAUACGGUGUCGGUUAGUGCCAUUUUGAUGGAUGGAACAAGACAGAAUGUUGGAGAAUUGGCUGUCUUUAGUAGUCCCGAUGCUCCAACUCUUGACUCAAUUGAAACCACUGAACAUGAAGCAACCAUUUCCUAUUUUCCACCACAGGGACAAAAUAUCACUUAUCACAUAGAAUACUAUCCAGAAGAACAUAAAGAGUAUUCAAAUGCAAUCGACACAAAAGCAUCGCUUGUAAGACUUCGUGGUUUGGAUUCUGGAACAACUUUUCGGCUUCGAAUCAGAUCAGUUUAUCAGGGAGUUUUCUCUCAAGAACUCAUCGAUUCGACUUUUGUCACUCAAGGAACAGCCAACUAUGACUACUCGUCAUCUGCAGAAUUGUACAGUGUUCGAACUUUACCUCCAAAUUUCAAUCUUGGUUUGCAAACAACUACAGAAAUGACAUCAUACGAGUAUUCGAAGGAAGUCGAAGAGGAACCAUCUAUUACAACUCCAUUGGUCUCCGUGAUUACCACGACGUCUUCUCCAGAACCUUCUUUCUUCACUUCCACCAAAUUGGAACAAACUACCACCAAUCCAAUAACUACUGAAACUAUUCCACCUUCCACUACAACUUCAACUGAGGCUACAACAACAAUUAGAAUAACAACUACAACAACCAGCUUUAAACCGAAAGCUGCUCCAGUUGAGGUGAACUCGGGGGAUUUAGGAGAAGAUCAUCCAACUGAAAACUCAAAUGCGCUGGUAGAUCUAUCGGAAAUGUUUCAAGAAUACGGUCACCCAUCAGAAGUGUACUUGUCCAAUGAGAAUGAAAUGUUGAGACUCGACUGGGAAGCUCCUGAGAAUGCCAACUGUGAAGCCUUCUUUGUAAACUACACUAUUCUCACUCUCAGCCGACCACGAUCUUUCUCUUUGGCCACUUCUGAUGAGCAUGCGAAUAUCAAAAUGUUCCCAGAGCACACUUUGGAUAUUCGAGUCUUCUGUAUGCUGGCCGGCGCGUUGAGCAAGACAUGGUGGGCCCAUCGGAUUGCUCAUCUUUCAAAACCAAAGGCACUGGAGAAUGCUAGAGUUGCCGAAGUUAACACGGAUGAGUUCUACGUAGCAAGCAUCAAACUCAUGUGGGAUUGGCCAGUUUAUCAUGACUUUGAGAGAUACAAAAUUGUGAUUUCUUAUGGGAUAGGAAGGGCGGACAGCAAAGAAAUGGAGGUCACCAAUAAGGAAGAGUUUGUUUUGCUCGAUAAGUUGGAACCGUCUAAUCAGUACUCCAUCUCUGUAAGGAAUGCUUCAACUGAACUAUCCCUUACUUCAAAGGCAACGCAGUUGGAACAAGUCACCGCUCCAAUAAUCUCGUCAACAGUGUAUCCAGGUCAAAUUUCUUCGAAUUCUAUUAACAUCAACUUUGGUGAUUCGGACCCAGAACAAGGAAGAUUUGAUUAUUAUCUCUUGACAUUCAGUGGGAACAACAAGAACAUUUCUAAAAAAGUUGAAAUGGAACAUGAGUUAGUAAAAGGUUCUGGUUAUAAUUUACACUCUUCAUUUUCCAGAAAAUCCUUUACAUUCACUAAACUGAUUCCGGGAAAGACUUAUCAAUUCUCGGUGUACACAGUUUACAAAGGUGUCAAGAGUCGACCGGUAUCAGCUGAUAUCACAACAUAUCCUCUGAAAGUGAAUCAAUUAUUCCCUGUUGUCGGAAAGGAUUACGUAGUUUUGUAUUGGGAUAUUGAGAACUUUGCUGACUCGGAUUGUAGAUUCAGACUGAGUUAUAACGCGGACAAUAUUCCAACAGUGUCUGUAGAAUUGAAAGGAGCUAGUCGACAUAGAUUCUCAGGUCUCAAAGCUGAAGUAUACUACACUUUCACUAUCACAGUCAUCAUGGGAAUCGGCCAAGCUGCAGCGGAAAGUGAAUCUGAAAUGAUACGUCGAGAACUUGUUGUUGGAUUUGACAAUGAUUUAUCUGUUUUCUCAUUGCUCAAUGGAUCUCCUGAUAAUUUUGCUAUCAUUGUAUCGGAUGACACAUCUUUGAACGACGAUAACUACGAACUCAAGUCAUGGUUCGAGGUUAAAGAUGAGGAUGUUUGGGGCGCUUAUCGUGCUUCUCCAUCCACGUGGAAUCCGUUUGAUUCGGAAAGAGUCAGACGAGCAGCGUUCACUGUUGGAACUGAUGAUUGUGUGAAAAGGAAUCUAGAUGAACCGUAUUGUAAUGGAAUCCUGCGUGCCGGCACGGAUUAUCGAGUAAAGAUUCGAAUGUAUACGGAUACUAAAGUAGCUAUGGAAACUGAUUGGGGAAGGAUAGAAGGAGCAAAGGACUCGGACGACGAGGAAGAAGAUGAGGAAGAUGAAGAAGAUGAUCGACGUUUCCCAUGCCACAUGUAUCUGAAUGGUUGUCGUCGGAAAGCUGCAAACAAUAGAUUAUCUCUUAUCCCAUUCUUUAUUUCCAUUCUUAUUACCUUCUUCCUUUUCUAG
Caenorhabditis briggsae is the source of this 2670-nucleotide messenger RNA. The record is from RefSeq and is a predicted model, not a curated record. Lineage: Eukaryota; Metazoa; Nematoda; Chromadorea; Rhabditida; Rhabditidae. The transcript is spliced from 10 exons. Gene Ontology annotation, molecular function: protein binding. Bases 1 to 2670 code for a protein of 889 amino acids.